Messenger RNA from Porites evermanni, 903 nucleotides. The record is from the annotation of a GenBank genome assembly. Lineage: Eukaryota; Metazoa; Cnidaria; Anthozoa; Scleractinia; Poritidae.
AUGGCGGAUAAAAUAGUCCGUGUUUGUAUUCGUCUUGGUAUUGGAGGAUUAUUUGUGAUAAAUGCUUCUGGGGAGUUAUUUCCCCAUCAGGCUUGUAAGCAAGUUAACGCUCUAAAAGAUGAAAAUGGCAUCCUCGUAGACGUUCCUGAGACAUGCCGCGAACAGUUUAAAGAAGUAGCCGUGAAACUAGGUUUGAAGAACAGUGCACAGAAAGUGACCUUAUUUGUGAAUGAAGGUUUUCAUGCUGUGUCUGCCGGUUCGACAUGGUUUCCUGAGGGAGCAGUGAUAGGUUUGCCAAGGUGGUAUUUGUAUCAAACUAAAGAAGAUGUUGCAACUUCCGGUCUGAAAUUCCUAGGAAGAAAUAUCCAGUGGGAUUCAGAAUUCGGAGAAACUGUGAAAUUUUGUUAUGUUCCAACGAAAGAUAUGAUCGGUUUCACCAUUGGCCACGAACUAGCUCACAUCCAACACUUAGAAUUCAAAAUGUUUGAUAUUUUUGCCUCGCCUUUCUGGUUGUUUCUGACAUAUAAAAUGAUCCGUUUUGUCCAUUAUAGAACUUUUAAAAAGCAAGCCAUGUGGAACUUACUUCUUAAUCUAAGCGUUUGUGGAGUCAACUACUUUGCUUACAGACUUGUGAAUCGAAAGGUACAACACUUUAGUGAAUUCAAUGCAGACAAAAUUUCUGCUGAGUGCACUCCGCAGAUAGCUAAAGGUGGAGUAGACUUUUUCACAAGAAGACUGAAACUAAAUCUUGUCCAGCGAAGUUUGCUUGGAGAAGAAGGUGAAGACUUUUUUACAGAAGAUGGCAAUGAAGUGAAAUCCUACACACAUCCACGGUUGACUGACAGACUGGAUCAAGUAAAAUUCAUCCUUAGUAGUUCUGACUUCCAACUGGACUCGCGUUAG